This is a messenger RNA of Daphnia pulicaria, 1158 nucleotides long. RefSeq names its product isoleucine--tRNA ligase, cytoplasmic-like. Gene Ontology annotation, molecular function: isoleucine-tRNA ligase activity; ATP binding; tRNA binding. Bases 1 to 1158 code for a protein of 385 amino acids. NCBI's taxonomy places the organism in Eukaryota, Metazoa, Arthropoda, Branchiopoda, Diplostraca, Daphniidae. The transcript is spliced from 4 exons. Gene Ontology annotation, biological process: isoleucyl-tRNA aminoacylation. The record is from RefSeq and is a predicted model, not a curated record.
AUGUCGGAAGAUGGUGAGGAGGUGGUCUGUGUCGGAUCCAUCGCCGAGUUGAAAGAACUCACGGGCAUUGGAUUGACUGAUUUGCAUCGCGAGAACGUUGAUGACAUCACUAUUCCCUCCAAUAUUCCCGGUCAGCCACCCUUGAAACGUGUCUCAGAGGUUUUUGACUGUUGGUUCGAAUCUGGAUCCAUGCCUUACGCUCAGGUCCACUACCCGUUUGCAAACAGGAAAGAAUUCGAGGACUGUUUCUCUGCCGAUUUCAUUGCCGAGGGCAUUGAUCAAACACCCGGAUGGUUGUCAAUAAAUUUGGAGCUGAUUCUUCGUCUCUACUUGAUCAACUCCCCAGUUGUUUGUGCAGAGAAUCUGCGAUUCAAAGAGGAAGGUGUUCGAGAUAUUAUCAAGGACGUUUUCCUACCCUGGUACAACGUUUACCGUUUCUUUGUCAAAAAUCUGGAACGUCUCGAGCGCGAAGAUGGAAUUAAAUUCGUUUAUGAAGAAGAGGCCUCCAAUUUGUCAACGAAUGUGAUGGAUCGCUGGAUCAUUUCCUACACUCAGUCCUUGCUUCUGUUCGUCCACCAAGAAAUGGCUGCCUAUCGGCUAUACACUGUUGUUCCUCGUCUUGUCCGGUUUGUUGACUACUUGACCAACUGGUACGUGCGGAUGAACCGUAAGCGACUAAAGGGAGAUGGUGGCAAGGACGAUUGUCAUCACGCCUUGCAGACACUUUUUAGUGUCUUGUUUUCAAUGAUUCGUGUUAUGGCUCCAUUCACGCCCUUCCUGACCGAAUUUAUGUACCGCAACUUGCGUCAUUUAGUGGCCAACCAGAAAGCCGGAACGACGGAAUCCGUUCAGCAAAAAACAUUUCAGUUAAACUUUAAAAUGUUUUUUGCUGCAAUUAUGGCACUUUUCGUAGAAAACAGUAUCCAGUCUAUCGAUUUCAUACCAAUUCAUCUGUUUAAAAAUUCUUCUUCCUUUCAAUUGCAAUUCGACCAUGUCGCAAACUCCGAAUGCUUCUGUCAUUUUUCUUUUAUAAAAUAUCAUUUUUCUGUCUUGAGUCCAUUGCGGAUCGUCCAUUGGACCUUGGCAAAUUUCGAUAGCCAUUUUAAAAGAGGUGGUUUGCGAAACUUCUACUUUUUGAUCAUUUUUGGGGAAAUGUAA